AUGAGCCUUUUCGGGAAGAUCUUCGGCGGCAAGAAGGAGGCUCCACCACCGAGCACCCAAGACAGCAUCCAGAAGUUGCGCGAGACCGAGGAGUUGCUCAUCAAGAAGCAGGACUUUCUUGAGAAGAAAAUUAAAGAUGAAGUAGCAACUGCUGUGAAACAUGGAACAAAGAACAAGCGGCUGGCAUUGCACGCUCUCAACAGAAAAAGACAAUAUGAGAAACAACUUGCGCAACUUGACGGUGUUCUGCAAACGAUCGAAUUUCAAAGAGAAGCCCUCGAGAAUGCGUCGACGAACGCGGAAGUUCUGCAAGUUAUGGGUGGAGCUAGCAAAGCCCUCAAGGCUGCUCACAACAACAUGGAUAUUGAUCAAGUCCACGAUUUGAUGGAGGAUAUCGCUGAACAACAAGAAGUGGCCAAUGAAAUUGCCGAAGCCAUUUCAAAUCCCGUCGGGUUUGGCCGAGAUCUCGAUGAAGAUGAUCUUAUGAAAGAAUUGGAACAACUCGAGCAGGAAGAACUCGACAAGCAGCUCCUUGAUGCCAAUCCCACACCGAUUAGUCUUCCCGAUGCGCCAGCCGAACGACUUCCAGCCGUGCCUGCCAGAAAGGCUCCCGCAAAGACCAAUGCCGACAAAGACCUCGACGAAAAAACUGUGGAGAUUAGUGGGCCGAGACGGGUGGCCGGCCCGAAAAGGCCGUUCCGAAUAGAGCUUUUUCUCCUCUUCAUCACCAUUUUUCCAUGUUCAUCUUUUUGCGGUCUCAUCGAUGAGGGGAUCCCGUUUGAAUUGGAAGAGAGACGGGGAGCAAAGGUCGAGUGCACGCAAUGCGUUCAAUUGUGGCGUGGCGCGCCCGGGGGAAAGGCGUCAGCUUCGCGAACGUGCGAGCAAGGAGCGCAAACGUGUCGCGGUGACGCGUGCUUUAUGCGUCAAUGCAAGCACUGCCCAGUCUAUCAAUUUUUCAUGGGCUGUAUCACGCUCACUCCUUGGCAAUUCGCCGAUUUACAGGCUACAAGGAAAGCCUCAGAGUUACUGUAUCACCGAGUCGGCGCGUCGAUUCUUUGCGAGGAUCAACUCAACCAAACGACGUGCAUCUGCAACAGUCGCUCGAAAUGCAAUUCGAUUCACACAAGGAUCCCGCAUAACACCUACACCGAAGGCCUCUUCACCGGGAUCAUCAAUUUCGAUCACGCCAUUUCGAAAUUUGAACCAAGAUAUAUGGAUGUGAUCACCGGCUAUCAGCAUCGUUUCCAUCACGUAAACAGUGUGCAAAAGUUCUCCCCGUUUCUCGUCAUCAUUUUCUUUGGAUUUCACAUUUUCUUG
Molecule: messenger RNA, 1317 nt
Organism: Mesorhabditis belari
Lineage: Eukaryota; Metazoa; Nematoda; Chromadorea; Rhabditida; Rhabditidae
Source: the annotation of a GenBank genome assembly